Molecule: messenger RNA, 1929 nt
Organism: Punica granatum (pomegranate)
Lineage: Eukaryota; Viridiplantae; Streptophyta; Magnoliopsida; Myrtales; Lythraceae
Source: RefSeq, a predicted model, not a curated record
ACGUGUAAUAUCGGGGACGCGUUGUUCUUCUUCCUUCUUGAUUUCACUCAAUAUCAGAUGAGGUGAGCUCGUACUCUGCUCAGCAAUGGCCGCUUCCUCCCUCUUCAUCUGCACCCCGUUCCUUCUCCGCCCUCUCAGCCUCAAACUCAGGCCCGCCAUUAAACCUGCCCUCUCCUCCGCCUCCUCCGGACCUUCCACUCCUGCGCUCUGCGGCAUUUCCCAGCCCAAACCCAUCAAGAAGAACCCCCACCGCUCUGGUUCGAUGGACGGGCAAAGACCCUCCUCGAGGAACCGCAAGAAAUCCUCGUACGGGACCUCCCGGCGGUCGAUACUCAAGAAAUCGUUCAGCCAAGAGCAGGUGGCUUUCACCGCUCCGGUUCCCGACGACCCGAUUGUCGCCAUAAUCGGAGGCGGCAUGGCGGGCCUCAUCUGCGCCCAGAGCUUGGAGAAGAGAGGGGUCCGGAGCGCGGUUUUCGACACGGGAAUGCAUGGGUUUGGAGGAAGGAUGGGGACCCGGAUAAUUGAGCCUCAGGGCUUGGUUUUCGACCAUGCGGCGCAGUUCUUCAGCGUGAGCGAUCCUCGGUUUGCUGAGCUUGUCAAUGGUUGGCUAGACACAGGUCUGGUCCGAGAGUGGCCGGGCCUGAUUGGGGAGCUUGAAGCUGGUGGUCACUUCACUCCUCUUCCUUCUCCUCCUCCGAGAUAUAUUGGUGUCCACGGGAUGCGUCCUCUUGCUGACUCGCUGGCUCAGACUUUGCCUAAUGUGGUGAGACCUUGCUGGAUAAGUAAGUUGGAGCCAUUCAAUGGUAGGUGGCACCUCAGCGAGAACGGAAAGAAUCGUGGGGGGUUUGACGCAAUCGUCAUUGCCCACAAUGGUAAAUGUGCAAAUCGCCUGCUUGCUUCCUCAGGCUUACCAUUAAUUGCCAGGCAGAUGAAGAGGUUGGAGCUGAGUUCUAUCUGGGCCCUACUCGCAGCAUUUGACGAUCCACUACCAAUCCCUGGAAGCAGAGGAGCACCCCCAUUUGAAGGGGCUUUUGUGAAAGGAGUCGACUCUCUCUCAUGGAUGGCGAAUAAUUCCGCAAAACUUUCCAGGUCUGAGAGUAAUGGAACCCACUGUUGGACGUUCUUCAGCACAUCAGCAUAUGGAAAGCGAAACAAGGUUCCACAGGAAAACAUUCCCACUGUCACAGCAGAGAAGGUGAAGGCAGACAUGCUCGGUGGCGUACAAUCUGCACUUGGACUGCCUGAAGGAUCCCUUCAGAAACCCUUUUACAUCCGGCUCCAGCUAUGGGGUGCAGCUCUUCCGAUGAACAGUCCAAAUGUGCCCUGCAUCUUUGAUCCUCGGGGAAGAGCUGGAAUAUGCGGUGAUUGGCUACUCGGUUCGAGUAUGGAGUCAGCAGCUCUAAGUGGCAUGGCACUGGCCAAUCAUAUCGCAGAUUAUUUCCAGAGUGGCGGAGCCCAGCCUGAUGAAUUUGCCAUUGGUCUGCACAAUGAUUUCCAACCCCUUUCAGGACAUGAUAUUGGACAGUUUCCCGGGUUGGAAUCAGAGAAGCAAACAGAAGACAUCAGGGAUCGCGAGCUGGUAACCUAAAAAAUUGCACCCUAUGGAAGAUGAGACCUUCGACUGGUAACCUAGAAGACCGAAUUUGUGCGGUUCAUUGCACCCUAUGGCAGGGGAGACCUUCAGGACUCUCAUCUUUUGCAAUGUCGAAGAUUUUCACAGUUCUGCUGCCACAAAGUCGUAACAGAGGAUAAGGGCCAUCACCAGACAACUUGGGUUCCUCAAGCCGCAUAUGUUCCUCAAAUCUCAUAGACAUUGUUCGUGUUCAAUUGUUUAGGCAUUUUGUUGGGAGAGAGACUGUAAGAUUCCGAUUGAUUGUGAAAGAUGCAGACUCAUGUAGCAAUACCAUUUUGAUGAUUCUCCCCCCUUCA